Molecule: messenger RNA, 4281 nt
Organism: Oryzias latipes (Japanese medaka)
Lineage: Eukaryota; Metazoa; Chordata; Actinopteri; Beloniformes; Adrianichthyidae
Gene: slc6a11b
Product: solute carrier family 6 member 11b
Biological process (GO): nitrogen compound transport; sodium ion transmembrane transport; amino acid transport
Cellular component (GO): plasma membrane; cell projection
Molecular function (GO): gamma-aminobutyric acid:sodium:chloride symporter activity
Source: RefSeq, a predicted model, not a curated record
AACGCUGAGCUGCGUGGAGCGUGGCUUUUAUCCAAGUACAGGCGCUUGAGAGCAGACCGCUUGCAGAGUGGAGGCGCAGUCGCAGGUUAUCCCUCGCCUCGUGCUUGCUCAGAACCGUCACUCUGCCACCUUUCUUUAUAAACAGGUCAACAGAAGCGUCAGCUGCAGGUGCAGACCUUAUCCACCCUGCGUUUGUCAAUAAAGGUGAUUGUUCAGGCGGAUCAUCGCUGGAGGGAAGACGCGGUUUUGCCAUUAUUCAUUAAAAGACUGCAGGCUGCCUGAGCGUCAUGACAGCUGAGAAGAGUGGGCCCGUUAUAAACGGAAAACCAGAGGAUGGCAAAGACCCGGAAGGGUCCAGCUCCAGUCUGGACAACAGGGAGUACAAUGAGAGGGGCCAGUGGAACAACAAGAUAGAGUUUUUCCUUUCAGUUGCAGGAGAAAUCAUUGGGCUGGGAAAUGUCUGGAGGUUCCCUUACCUCUGCUACAAGAAUGGAGGAGGUGCCUUCUUUGUUCCUUACGUCAUCUUCUUCGUGUGUUGCGGCAUCCCCGUGUUUUUCCUGGAGACGGCCCUGGGUCAGUUCACCACCGAGGGAGGCAUCACCUGUUGGAGGAAAGUCUGCCCGCUCUUUGAGGGCAUUGGUUAUGCAACACAGGUGAUUGAAGCUCAUCUGAAUGUGUACUAUAUAGUGAUAUUAGCCUGGGCCAUUUUUUACCUCUUCAACUGCUUCACCACUGAGCUGCCAUGGGCUGGCUGUGGCCAUUACUGGAACACAGAAAACUGUAUUGAUUAUUAUGGAGAAAAUGCCACCAACAUCACAAACCCCAAUGCAACGUCUCCAGUCAUCGAGUUUUGGGAACGGAGAGUGCUGAAAAUAUCAGAUGGAAUCGAGCACAUGGGUGGAAUGCGUUGGGAGCUGGCCAUGUGCCUGGCUCUGGCUUGGUUCAUCUGCUAUUUCUGCAUCUGGAAAGGACCCAAGUCAACUGGCAAGGUUGUGUAUGUGACGGCUACCUUUCCAUAUUUCAUGCUGUUAAUCCUGCUCAUCAGAGGAGUAACUUUGCCUGGAGCUUACGACGGCAUCAAGUUCUACCUGUACCCUGACAUCUCCAGACUUUCCGACCCCCAGGUGUGGGUGGAUGCAGGAACUCAGAUCUUCUUCUCCUAUGCCAUUUGUCUGGGUUGUCUGACUGCUCUUGGAAGUUACAAUUCUUACAACAAUAACUGCUACAGGGACUGCAUCAUGCUGUGUUGCUUAAACAGCGGCACCAGCUUCGUGGCAGGUUUUGCCAUCUUCUCCGUUCUGGGCUUCAUGGCGUAUGAACAAAAUGUUCCGAUUGAAGCUGUUGCAGAAUCAGGUCCAGGACUAGCAUUUAUUGCAUACCCCAAAGCUGUAACAAUGAUGCCUCUGUCUCCACUUUGGGCUUGUCUUUUCUUCAUGAUGCUGAUUUUCUUGGGCCUUGACAGUCAGUUUGUGUGCGUAGAGAGUUUGGUAACAGCUGUGGUGGACAUGUACCCAGAGACGUUUAGAAGAGGCUACCGCCGGGAGCUGCUGAUCCUCGGCAUGUCUGUGGUCUCCUUCUUCAUAGGACUCAUCAUGUGUAUGGAGGGAGGGAUGUACGUCUUUCAGCUUUUUGACGCGUACGCUGCAAGUGGAAUGUGCUUGCUAUUUGUGGCCAUAUUUGAGUCCAUAUGUAUUGGCUGGGUUUAUGGCAGUGACAGAUUCUAUCUUAAUAUCGAGGACAUGAUUGGCUACAAACCUAUCUUCUUCAUCAAAUGGUGCUGGAUGAUCCUAACCCCGGGCAUCUGUGCUGCAAUAUUUCUUUUCUUUCUGAUUAAGUACAAACCUCUGAAGUACAACAACGUCUACACUUACCCUGACUGGGGUUAUGGUAUUGGCUGGUUCAUGGCCAUGUCUUCGAUGGUUUGCAUCCCAGUGGGGAUGAUCUGGAUGAUCUGGAAGACUCCAGGCACCUUUUCUGAGAGAAUAAAGAAGCUGACCACUCCCAGCCCCGACCUGAAAAUGAGAGGGAAACUCGCUGCUCUAAGUCCCUACGCCGCCAACGACGCAAAAGCAGAUGGAAAAAUAUCUACCGUUUCAGAGAAGGAGACACAUUUUUAACAGACUGCCUGACUGAUCAGCCAGCUGCCUGUUGUUUGUAUGAGAAGUUCAACAAAGUGAAGCCACAGCAGUGUUAUCAACCACUACACAGAAAAGCAACAUGAAACAAAUGACUUUUCUUUUGUAAAAAAAAAAAAAGUAUAUGCACCAGAAAAGGAAAGGAAAGGAAAAAAUGGGAAAACCCUGUAAUGAUGUUUGUCUCUGUUUUGCACAAACUUUUAAUAACACUGUUUUGAUUAACAUUGUGACUAAAGCAGCGUUUUCCUUUGUUUUCUUUUUAACCGUCAAAGAUGUGUGUUGACAUGCGUUCAGUGGCUAAAACGUCUGAGUGUACGUUGUCUGUAAUGGUUCCAGUUUUCCUAGUGCCUUUGAAACAAGGCUUACACUGCAUUUGAUGGCAAAGUGCUCAGCCUCUAUAUUAAGUUUGGUAACACAGCUAUGUAAGUAAGAAAGCUACAGUUAUUCUUGAUAUUGCAGUGAUCACUGAAGUCCCCUCUGUGUUACACUGUUGUUUUGAAAAAUGUUGGAAUUUUAGACACUAUCUGAUCAGAGCCCUUUUUAACAAUUUAACCUUUUUCUUAACAAGGAGCCAGUUUAGCUCGUGCUGGUUUGCGGGGCCUUCCAUCUGUGAAACGAGAGUUCAAAUCCGGGCUGCUCCCUAUUCCCUUCUCUGCUUCUGUGUUGGUCCCAAGCCCGGAUAAAUUGAGAGGGUUGCAUCAGGAAGGGCAUCUGGCGUAAAACAUUGCCAAGUUAACCAUGCAACUCAUCCUCAAAUGGGAGGUUGUUUCACUGUGGCAACCCCUGAUGGGAAAAACCGAAAGAGGAAGAAGAACCUUUUUCUAAACAAGCAAAAAAACACGGCAGUCAUGCUUUUAAUGAAGGAAAUUAUUAGACUUUAUAUCAUCACAACAACACAUCGUCAGAUUCAAACAGAUAGCACACAAGAGAGGCUGAGGGAUUGAAAGUUCAAAUCUGUUAUAGUUUGGUUUUCUUGUGGCUACAAAUGGAAGUAUGUGACUCGCAGGCUGAGUCUAAAACACACUUCUUUCUCUUCUAGCCCUCUGGUAUAAGUCAUGGAUAUCUGCCAUUCACAGUAAUUACGUUGAGGCUAACACAGACUGGCAGAGAGGUGUGCCUGCAACCCUGCAUUUUUAUGACCUGCCCUGCAUAUGGAGGCAAUUUUCAAACCUCAUCUGUCUUCUUCUCAUCCUUAUUCUUUUCAUGCUUUUUCCAAUCUUUUUUCUUCACUGCCACUCUCUUUUAUCUUCCCAUUCCUUCUCCGUGUGUCUCUUCUAUUUGGCUUCUUUUCAGUGCACGCCUGGCUUGAACGGUCGCACAAGUCCAAAAUGAAACUCGUAUUUUGCAUUUCGUCUUGUGUUAAUGUCUCAGAGACGUUCUCACUACUGAUCUGCAUGACUGUGACCUUUUAUUCUGAGGCUGAGAAGCCUCCAGUUUUAAUUUUGCUGUCUGAGCCACUGCAGGGGUGAAAGGACGGUCUCUGUCAGCAGCGUCACUUGUGAUGGGAGACCGUGAGCGGGUCUCAUUGUUCAGAUCUCCUCAGCUCUCAAAUGACUGCACGCUUCCUUGCUUCGUCCAACUGUCUCAUUUCCGUUUCGUUUUUUAUACGCUGAUAGGAAAGCAAUCAGGGGAAAAUUUCAGACAGGAUUAAAAUCGUCUAUAUUUUUGAUGGGGAAGAAAACAGGUGAGGAACUGAAUGAAGGCUUUGUGGAAGUGUAUUGCCAAUAGAAAAUAAGGGAAACUGAUCAAACACAUUACUGAAGCUCUUCUCCACACAUGGGGCGCUUUUUAAUAGAUGUCAAGGUCUCUCUGGGCUGGGUAUGUUACCCCUCUUAUGAAUGUUUGUUCUGGUUAUUAGAUGUAUGGAUCAGAAAUUAUAUAAAACUUUUAACACUGAUCACAUCGAUGUAUAUGUUAAAAUCUCUAUAGACACCUGUGGCCUAUUUUCUGGGAUGAAAAACAGAAUUGCUGUAAUAAAGAGAAUACAUGUUUUGUUUUGACCUUUGAAAUGCUCAAACGAUCAGGUCAUAGACACAUAAUGAAAGGGUUUUAUUGUUCUGGACUGUUUUACACAAAUUUUGGUAAUCACAAGGCACUUGAACUGUCAAUUUUCUCAUUUUUAAAAAUAAAUAUGAAACAAGGUAAA